Eutrema salsugineum is the source of this 620-nucleotide messenger RNA. Its product is annotated as CLAVATA3/ESR (CLE)-related protein 20. Lineage: Eukaryota; Viridiplantae; Streptophyta; Magnoliopsida; Brassicales; Brassicaceae. The record is from RefSeq and is a predicted model, not a curated record.
AUGGAAGUUUGUGCAUCACACCUCCUCAUUUCUCAUAAUCAUACUCUCUCUCUCUCUCUCUCUCAAAAAAAAAAAGAGAAACAUUCUUCAAGAAAAUAAAAACAGUUUUCUUGUUCUUAUUACAAAAAUAAAAAUAUGAAUCCGGGUCGUCUUCUAUGUCUCAUUGGUUUUCUCAUCCUCGUUGUUUUAUCUAAAGCUUCAAGAAUUCACGUUGAAAGACGACGCUUCUCCUCAAAACCUUCUACCGAAAGCAGAGGUUUUCUCCCUUCUCAGUCAACUCUGCCGGCCAUCGGCGCCGGUGAAAUAUUACCGGAGAAAAGGAAGGUUAAGACGGGAUCAAAUCCUUUGCACAACAAGCGAUGACGGAUAUACAAUAAUUAGUUUCCCUAACACACACACACACACACACUCUCUCUCUCUUCGUUUUUUAAACCACAUAGAUAUAUAUCACAUAUGUAUAUCUACUACACAUUUUUAAUGUAGGAUUUAUCCAAAUUUUUUCCAUUUCUUCUCAAUACUUAGUAAAUAUGUUUAUAAGAUGAUGCGUGAUUCAAUAAUAUGAUUGUACAAACAUACAGUUUUAGUUCAUCGUAUUUAUUUUAGAUCGAAGAACAACAAAA